AUGGCGGUUAUCCGUGGGACCGGUCACGUGGCCGCAAAAACAGGUGCGGUGGCUGCCAAGGGAGUUUUUAUUUCAGGAUAUAUAGUCUAUAAAGCUGGCACGGGAAUGCUCAAGGUGAUAGGCCGACUGGCCCUUCAUGCUUGGAAAUAUUUCGGAAAGGGAUUGGCAGCAACAGGAAGAGGGCUCCAAAAGGCGGGCAAGGGCAUGGAGGCUCAAUCGGCGACACGGCUCGCCAAGAAAGUCCCGCAUCCGCAUCCGAACGCCCCUGUGCCCCCACAUCCGUAUGUGCGUGCGCCCCCAUAUCCGUAUGCGUAUGCGCCCCCACCUCAGUAUGCGCAUGCGCCCCCACCUCCGUAUGCGCAUGCGCCCCCACAUCAGUUUGCGCCCACUCCCCCACAUCAGUUCACACCCACUCCCCCACAUCAGUUCGCGCCCACUUCCCCACAUCAAGUCCCGCCGCCGCCGUAUCAGCCUCCGAAGUGA
Molecule: messenger RNA, 483 nt
Organism: Puccinia triticina
Lineage: Eukaryota; Fungi; Basidiomycota; Pucciniomycetes; Pucciniales; Pucciniaceae
Exons: 1
Coding region: 1-483 (160 amino acids)
Source: RefSeq, a predicted model, not a curated record